Messenger RNA from Camelina sativa (false flax), 1616 nucleotides. The record is from RefSeq and is a predicted model, not a curated record. Lineage: Eukaryota; Viridiplantae; Streptophyta; Magnoliopsida; Brassicales; Brassicaceae.
ACCACCAACCACAUUUUUUUUACCUUUAUUUUAUACAAAUGAUUCUGUAACCAAAAACAUUGAAAUCUUCACCCACCAUGGCUCGAUACCUUCUCUUCUUCUUCUUCCUCCUAAUUCUACUCCCUUACUACGCUUCUUGUUGCAGAGACGAACAAGAAAAGGACCGAAUCUAUCACCUUCCCGGUGAACCAAACGAUGUCUCUUUCUCUCACUUCUCUGGUUACAUCACCGUCAACGAGCCAGCAGGAAGAGCACUCUUCUACUGGCUCACUGAGUCACCACCGAGUCUAAACCCCGAGUCUAAGCCACUCGUCCUCUGGCUCAACGGUGGCCCUGGUUGCUCCUCCCUUGCUUACGGCGCUGCUGAAGAAAUCGGACCUUUUAGAAUCAAUCCUGAUGGCAAAACCCUUUACCACAAUCCUUACUCUUGGAACCAAUUGGCGAAUUUGCUGUUUCUUGAAUCUCCAGCUGGUGUUGGUUUCUCGUAUUCGAAUACCACUUCCGAUUUGUACACUGCCGGAGACAAGAGAACUGCUGAAGAUGCGUAUGUGUUUCUUGUGAAAUGGUUUGAGAGGUUUCCACAAUACAAGCAUAGAGAAUUCUACAUUGCCGGAGAAAGCUAUGCAGGUCAUUAUGUUCCUCAGUUGUCACAAAUUGUUUAUGAGAAACGCAAUCCAUUUAUCAACUUCAAAGGCUUCAUUGUGGGGAAUGCUGUGAUUGAUGACUAUCAUGAUUACGUGGGUUUAUUUGAGUAUUGGUGGACUCAUGGGUUGAUAUCUGAUCUCACUUACCACAACUUACGGAUCACAUGUGAAUUUGGAUCAUCCGAGCACCCGUCCCCUGAAUGCAAAAAGGUCAUGGAAGCUGCAGAUUUGGAGCAAGGGUCUAUUGAUCCCUAUAGCAUUUACACUAUCACUUGUAAGAAGGAGGCUGCAGCUCUUAGAUCUCGCUUCUCCAGGGUUCGUCAUCCAUGGAUGUGGAGAGCAUAUGACCCUUGCACAGAGAGAUACUCCGGCAUGUAUUUCAAUUCUCCGGAGGUUCAAAAGGCUAUGCAUGCUAAUAUAACGGGACUUGCUUAUUCAUGGAAAGGUUGCAGUGACAUUGUUGGAGAGAAGUGGGCAGAUUCUCCCCUAUCUAUGCUUCCAAUCUACAAGGAACUCAUCGCUGCAGGCCUCAGGAUAUGGGUUUUCAGCGGAGACACUGAUUCUGUGGUUCCCAUUACUGGAACACGAUACUCCAUUAGAGCCCUCAAGUUACAACCACUCUCUAAAUGGUAUCCUUGGAACGACAAUGGACAGGUUGGUGGGUGGAGCCAAGUUUACAAAGGGCUGACUCUGGUGACAAUACAUGGAGCAGGACAUGAGGUACCUCUUCACCGCCCUCGCCGAGGUUUUCUUCUUUUCCAGUCGUUUCUUGACAACAAGCCAUUGCCUAUGUAAAUUCAAGAAACUGUGAUAAAUAGCAGAGCAUUUGUGCAAGUGUAUAAAUAAGAAGUAAUGACAUCUUUUUCACAUUAUCAGCUCUACCAGUUCAUUGACAUUACUAACACACAACCCUUCAGGUUAUGUGUUUAAAUCCUAACAGAUGCUGAUAAUUUGCACUUUCAUGUCUUCUUA